AUGACCGACGAAGGUUCGGUGCACCGCUGUGCGCAGCGCGGCGAGCUUGCCGAGCUCACGCGCCUCGUCGCGGAUGCACCCACACUGGUGAAUGCGCGUGAUGCAGAGAAUGUGACGCCGCUGCACUGGGCUGCGAUCAACGGGCACAUUGAGUGCUGCGAGCUGCUGCUGGAGAACGGCGCCGAGGUGAAUGCGGUCGGCGGCGAGCUCGCCGCGACGCCGCUGCAGUGGAGCGCACGGAAUGGCCAGCUGAAUCUGAUGCACCUCCUGCUCAAGCACGGUGCGGAUCCGCAGUUUGCAGACAAGCAGGGCUUUAACGCGCUGCACCUCACAACGCACAGCAGCUAUGUCAUGUCGCUCAUCUUUAUGCUGCAGCAGGACGCAUUUAGUGCACAAGACGCCGUCGACACGGCCGAUCCCCAGGGGCAUACGCCGCUCAUGUGGGCCGCGUUCCAGGGCGACGCGCUCUCGGUCGACGUCCUGCUCAAGCAUGGCGCAAGCGUCGCGACGCGCGACGAGUCCGGGCUCACGCCGCUGCACUGGGCGGUCGUGCGCGGAAACCGCCUGUGCAUCCAGCGCAUCGUCAAAGGCGGUGGCGACAUCCAGGCAAGGGACCACGAAGGCAAGACGCCGCACGAAAUGGCCGAGGAGCUGCACACGCUCUCUGCGUACACCGGCGCGCUCCAAGCGCUGGGGCGCCAUCCCGAUGGGCGGGUGCGCAAACGUCCGUACGGCCCGCGUUUCGAGCGCUUGCUCGUGUUCUUUGUGCCGUACGCGUGGUUUGGCGUGCUCUUUUACGCCGUGUCGUUACUGCCCUGGUACCUGGCUUUUCCCGCGUUUGUCGUCGGCGUAAUGGGUAUGCACCUGUUCAUUGCGCUGUACGUGCUCGACGCACGCAAGCCCGACGCAGUCAAGUCCUCGCCGUACUUUUUGUCGCUCCUCGCCAUGACCCUGGGAUGGCUCACGACGAUGUGGGUCUUGUACGUCGCACCAAACACAUCCGAGUUUGGCACGCGCCAGGUGCUCGUCGGUUUCCUCCUCUCGAUCGUAAUCGGCUCGUUGAUCUGGUGCGCUAGCACGUCCCCGGGGCAGUGCCCGCGCCCGGCCACGCCGGAAGAGCGCAAGCGUGAUGUCGAGGCGCUCGCGUCGCGCGGCAUGCUCAGCGGCCUCUCGUUCUGCAUUACCUGCCUCGGGCGCCGGCCGCUGCGCUCCAAGCACUGCCAUGUGUGUGGCAAGUGCGUGCCGCGCCACGACCACCACUGCCCGUGGAUCGACAACUGCGUCGGCCUCCGCAACCACCGUGUGUUCAUGGUGAUGCUCGCCGCGGCAGAGAUCGGGAUUCCCAUCUACCUCUCGCUGGUCUACCAAUGUACGUCGUUGUGCUCACCAGACUUUGUCCAGCACACGCCUCCUGCGCUGCUCGGCGCCUACCGUGACCGCCUGAUUCCCGCGCCGCUCAGCGCCGCAGUCGAAUUUCACGGCGUGCUCUUUUACUCGAGCGCAUGGGUCACGAUGAUGGCCGCGUGGCUCAUGAUUCUGUUCGUGAUGCAGCUCGUGCAGAUCUCGCGCCAGCUCACGACGUUCGAGGCGAGCAACGUGGGCCGCUACGGUUUCAUGGGCGGCCGCGCGGACGCCAACAUGUCCACCCAGAAGGGGUUCAUGCAGCAGCAGGCCGAGCGCAUGAUUGCCGCGGGAAUGCGUCCAGAGGAGGCGCACGCGCGCCUGCACGGGUGUGCGCACGGCAGGAAAAAGACACCGCUCGGCAUCGUCAAGGCGCUCGGCACGUCGCUCCUCUCGAUCGUCGGGCUCGAUUUGUAUACCCGCGGCAAGGGCGGCCAGGGUCUGUCGCGCUCGACGGCGGCUGCCAAUCCGUUCGACAAGGGGCUCGUGGCCAAUUGCCUCGACUUUUGGACGGCCGGCGAACAUCUGCAUGUCGACUAUACACGGCUGUACGAUGUCCCGCUCGAAGGCUUCGCCGUGGGGGGGGAGCAACGAGUUCACUAG
Molecule: messenger RNA, 2004 nt
Organism: Malassezia japonica
Lineage: Eukaryota; Fungi; Basidiomycota; Malasseziomycetes; Malasseziales; Malasseziaceae
Gene: AKR1
Product: protein S-acyltransferase
Exons: 3
Coding region: 1-2004 (667 amino acids)
Biological process (GO): protein palmitoylation
Cellular component (GO): Golgi membrane
Molecular function (GO): protein binding; palmitoyltransferase activity
Source: RefSeq, a predicted model, not a curated record